This is a messenger RNA of Frankliniella occidentalis (western flower thrips), 1762 nucleotides long. It is a transcript of the gene rept, whose product is annotated as ruvB-like 2. Lineage: Eukaryota; Metazoa; Arthropoda; Insecta; Thysanoptera; Thripidae. The transcript has 12 exons. Gene Ontology annotation, cellular component: Swr1 complex; NuA4 histone acetyltransferase complex; R2TP complex. Bases 202 to 1599 code for a protein of 465 amino acids. Gene Ontology annotation, molecular function: ATP hydrolysis activity; DNA helicase activity; ATP binding. Gene Ontology annotation, biological process: chromatin remodeling; regulation of transcription by RNA polymerase II; box C/D snoRNP assembly. The record is from RefSeq and is a predicted model, not a curated record.
UUGCAGUCUUCAUCACGAAGAUUUCUCUCUCAAAUGUCGUGAACUUGGCGUUUCAGUGCGGUCGAUAGCGCAGAGUUCGUUUGCAAAGUGCUUUCUCUGUACCGAAAUUUAUUUCAGAAGUUUCGCUUCGGUUUCCAAGGACAACGGGAGUGCUCAACCUGCGUUGUGUUUUUCGGCGAGGCAUAAACAAAGUUGUGCACGAUGGCGUCGAUUGCUGCUGCGAAAGUUCAAGAAGUUCGGGAAAUCACCCGGAUUGAAAGGAUUGGUGCUCACUCUCACAUCCGUGGUCUAGGUCUAGAUGACAGCCUUGAGCCACGCAAUGUUUCUCAGGGUAUGGUUGGGCAACUCACUGCCAGACGAGCUGCCGGAGUUGUUCUGGAGAUGAUUAAGGAGGGGAAAAUUGCUGGCAGAGCAAUUUUACUUGCGGGUCAACCUGGCACAGGUAAAACUGCUAUUGCUAUGGGCAUGGCUCAAGCUCUUGGCCAAGAUACUCCUUUCACAAGCAUGGCUGGCUCUGAAAUAUACUCCUUAGAAAUGGGAAAAACUGAAGCUUUGACUCAGGCCAUCAGAAAAUCUAUUGGUGUGAGAAUAAAGGAAGAAACCGAAAUUAUUGAAGGAGAAGUAGUUGAAGUUCAAGUGGAUCGUCCAGCCACUGGAGUUGGCACGAAAGUAGGAAAACUUACCUUGAAAACUACUGAGAUGGAAACAAUUUAUGAUUUAGGAGGGAAAAUGAUUGAAUGCAUAAUGAAAGAAAAGGUUCAAGCAGGUGAUGUUAUUACUAUUGACAAGGCUACAGGAAAAAUCAGCAAACUAGGAAGGUCAUUUACUAGAGCAAGGGAUUAUGAUGCAACUGGACCACAAACAAGAUUUGUACAGUGCCCUGAAGGUGAAUUGCAGAAGCGCAAAGAAGUUGUGCAUACUGUGUCCUUGCAUGAAGUGGAUGUUAUUAACAGUCGCACCCAUGGUUUCCUUGCUUUGUUCUCUGGUGAUACUGGUGAAAUCAAGGCUGAGGUGCGAGAACAAAUUAAUGCUAAGGUAGCAGAAUGGAGGGAAGAGGGCAAAGCUGAAAUAGUACCUGGUGUGCUCUUUAUUGAUGAGGUUCACAUGUUAGAUAUUGAAUGCUUCUCCUUUUUAAACCGAGCUCUUGAAAAUGAAAUGGCUCCAGUCGUUAUAAUGGCCACCAACAGAGGUAUCACACGCAUUCGUGGUACCAAUUACAUGUCCCCUCAUGGUAUUCCUAUUGACCUGCUGGAUCGUAUGAACAUAGUUGCCACUAAACCAUAUGAGGAAAAAGAACUGAAAGAAAUUCUCAAAAUAAGAUGUGAAGAGGAAGAUUGUGAGAUGUCAGAUGAUGCCCUUACUGUACUCACUAGAAUAGCAGGGGAAACAUCGCUUCGUUAUGCAAUCCAACUUAUUACCACCUCAGGGCUCGUCAGCCGCAAACGUAAAAGCAAUGAGAUCCAAAUGGAGGAUAUCAAGAGAGUGUACUCAUUGUUUUUGGAUGAGAAUAGAUCUAUGCAAUUCCUUAAAGAGUAUCAAGAUGAAUUCAUGUUCAAUGACAUUGACGCUGGUGAUGCAAUGGAUGUUGCAGAUGGUUAAGCUUAGUCAUUAUUGUAAUAUGUGAAAGUUAUUCAGCUGAUAUGUACGUUUCAAUUUUUUCUGUCUUCAAUAUCCUUUUAAGUAGGUGCUCAUUCCGUGUAAAGAGAGAGAGGAUGACCAUUGCCAUUUCCUGUUAAUAAAUUUAAUUAACCAUGAGAAGAAA